UAAGAAAAUGAAAUGACAGAUCCUAUCGGUUAACGUAUUAGACGUUGCAUUUUCCACAGUCGAGAAUAAUUUUUAUCAUUAUAUCUCUUUUAAAGACCGGACCUUAAAAAAAUGAAGUCCAAUAGGAUCACUAAUACAUUGUGCACAAAAGCACCAUGAUAUCUGUAUUCAUGUCAUCGCGAGAACGACCGGCGUCUAAAGCACGCUCAACCAAAUCGGGAAUCGUUCCCCCGACGACGGUCAUCUUGGUCUCUCUAUCGUCGUCAUUCGGAGGGUUCGGCGCGACAUUCGUCCGACGGAUGUAUUCAAUCCCCCUCAGCCACCCUCUCGAUGGCACGAGGAGCCUCUGCGACCGCGGGGAAGAGGGUUGCUUCUCGCUGCGCCUGCGUCGAGCCCCCCGAUGACGACUCGGCUAGGUAGGUGCUCGACCCGGACGCAGUUGGAAGAAAACAAGCAGCAGACCGUCUGCUGUUCUCGCGUAUAGCGUGAGACCUUUUCUUGUCCCGUUCGACCGGAAUGAGAGAUCGUCGGUGAAAACGAGGGAUCGGCGAUCGAUGCGGUCGAAAAUAGCUGUGUGUUCUCGUUGUGGUGCAACGUAAACGGUGUCCGAGGCGGAGCUGAACGAUGACGGCACGAGAAGCUCGGCAAGAGGAUAUAAUAGUGUGAAAAAAACUAACGUUCGAUAACACGGGAAGCGGGAUAAGUUCGUUGAACUCUUUCGUGAAUCUGGAGUUGAUGCCACUGUGUUGCUGCUUGAGGCGAUCCGAAUGCACUCGAGGGUGACUAUCAGCAUCUCUCGGCGAGAGGGGAAAUGCGUGUCGAGUGAUUAAUUCUUCCGGAUUCUGUGUUACGUGCGUCGCAAUCAUCGGAAACAAUUUUGAGCAAACGUCGAGAGUUUGUCACGAAAUUAUAAUCCGCAGAAAAAAUUCGCGUUCUCUCUCUUUUUCGCUCGCUGUCCCUAAGUUUCGAACGUCCUUGUUUCGGCGGGAGAAAUCGCCGACCGAAAGAUCUCUCUCGUUGCGAUCUUGUGUGUUGUUUCCGGUGCGGCUGGAUGCAACGUCGUGAAGGAUGCACAUUUGAAGAGUGAGGCAAGCCGUCAUAUCGGUUUUGGCGUGAUGCGGCAUGCUUAACAGGUUCUAAUCAUCAAUUGCAUGUGGGUCACGAGUUGCAUUCGCCGCAGCUAACAAGAUAGAAGGUUUACCGAGCUAAGAGAGGAGCAAAAUGUGGAGCUCGGUCACUGCGGCUGGCACCGAAAACGGACCAGCGCCUCCUUCGAGAAGCAAGCACAGCGCCACUCUACUUGCCGGUCACGUGUAUCUUCUCGGAGGUAGAAAUGGAAAUCUGCCUCUCAAAGAUCUCUGGCGAUACAGUCUCGCGGAGAGCAAGUGGGAGGAAUUGCAUCCAGGAGGUGAGAGACCGCCGGCUCUUCAGGAACACAGCGCGGUAGCUUAUAAGGAUUGUCUUUACGUUUUCGGGGGUGAAUUGGGCUUCUCCGCUGGAACAGAAACGCCACUCUGGGUUUAUAGUGUCAAGACAAACAUGUGGAGAAAGGUGAGAGCUCAACGUGGUUGCGCGGUUCCUAGAGGUCGAAGGGGUCACACCGCUCUGGUGCAUCGUGGACAAAUGCUCAUAUAUGGCGGUUAUCAAGAUCUACGUGGAAGCUCAUCCGAAUUAUGGGCUUUUCAUUUUGAAACUGAAUCUUGGCAUCUACUCUCAUCGAGCGAAAACGGACCGGCUGCCAGACACAAGCACUCGGCGGUUCUGCAUGGCGACGCAAUGUAUAUUUACGGAGGAAUGACGGAUCUUCAAGAACGGAACGAUUGCUGGCGAUGGGACGUCAACAGCGCUUCGUGGUCCAUGCUGAAGAACAAACCAGGUCCCGGACCUCUUCACGGUCACGCAGCAUGCAGAUUGCCGAGUUGCAUGCUGAUCUUUGGCGGUGAAAGCGGCGGACUAGCGACGAACGAACUAUGGAGGUUUCAUUUUGGCACAGAAACUUGGGAGAAGUUAUCGGUAUCAGGACCAAAACCGCAGCCACGGGCUGAAAGUGUUGCUCUCGCAGUAUCUGAAUUGUUAAUUCGCGGAACAAGCGUGGACAAUCCAAGACCGAGGCCGAGAAAUCAAAGGCCUAGGCUUUCCAGCAAUAGAAUGUCGCCAAUCGAAGCACCUUCUGCCAGACCCAGUUUUCUCAAGGAAAUUUCCAAGUUGUCGCAAAUAAAUCUAUCGAGACUCAGCCAUCCAACAAAGUGCAGCUAUUCAGUUCUCAGUGGCCACGACGACAAUGAAGAAAGUCCUCAGGAGGCAAAUACGUAUUAUCCUUUUCAGCAAGUAGACGUCGAAGUGGUCGAACCUUCUACCGGGAUGGUGAAGUCUCGCAGUGCUAACACGCUCGCUCGCCGAAGACAAAAGACGUCAGAGGGAACGUCGAAGACGGUCGACGCUAGCAGUUCUAGCAAUACUACUAGUUCUGGUAUGACCAGAGAUCCUAUUUCAGUGCCAAACUUUCGUGCUUUGACAUUACCAACUCCUGUUCUCACGCCUGUAGAGGCCGCCAGAUUAGUCUUUGUAGAUCCAGAUGAAAACAGUGACAACGAGGAACCACGUAAAGAGCCGCCUACGUCGAGACUAAUUGAAGUUCAAGAAGAAAGAGAUUUUGAAACAAUGCAUCAAGCCUGUCAGCCUACACGCGGCGAAAGUUACAGCUCGCAUCUCUAUGAGGCGGCUUUGCAAACGCCAAAAACUCCAACGACCACAAAAAUACCUACUUCCGCCUCGGUAAGAUUCGCCGAUCUUGAAGAGGGCGAGGAAUCGACGUCGGAUUACGCAAGUAUCGAGGGAGCGAGAAGUCCGGGCGAUCCGCUCGCGGACGAGGACUGGAGCGUAUCCGGAAAGAAAUCAAAACCACACAAGCCGAUCGUCGCCACGGCCACGAUACGAGAGGGCCAAUUCGGUUUUUGCAAUCCCAAUUACCUCGGUCUGGACGAAACGAGAAGCCAUCAGCAUCAUCAUCAUCAUCAUCACCAUCAUUAUCAACAGCAGCAACAGCAAGACGGAAAAUACGCCAAGCUGCUCAAUAGUCCGCCCGAUAGCGUGCUGGAAGAUGAACCCGGAAGAUCAGCUUCGCAAACAUUCGCCGAGCUUUUGGAGCUGCAAGAGAUCAAGAGAACACCUCGGGCACCACCGAAGAGCCUGCCUUUAGGCUCGCCAUCUAGACGAGCGGUAAGCGCGUCGAGAGUCGAAAGACAGAGAACGAAAGUAGCGACGAUGGACGCGACUGACGUGAAAACACCUUCGUACGGGCCGGCGCCCUUGUACGUUUUUUUAGUUGGCGGCAAAGAAAAAGGUCAAGUCACGGUGUUCGCCAGGCCGGUCUCUCUUUGGAAGCUACAGCUGGCGCCGCACAUCUUCUAAGAAUGAUUGAUGGUUUAUUUUCGCCAAGUCACAUACACACACACAAACACCCCUACGCAUCCGUUAGUGAUAAGAAUGGAUUUAAAAACCGAUUUCGUACAAGUUUUCAUUUUUAAUGUUUUGCGAAUGCUGCUCUUGAUAGUAAAAUUGAUGUAGGACAAGAUAUCAAUAUGUUUUUGAUAUUUAUAUUUAUUUAUUUUAUUAUUAGCACUAAAGUUAAUUUUAUACAUGCGUUCUUCGUUACGAGACAAAUACGUUUCUUUCUUAUGUAAGAUUAAAUUAUAAAGUUGUUAAUUUUUUUGGUCCGUUAAAAGUUGUUAAUUGCUGUUUAUGCGUUAUAUCUAUAUUCAAAACACAUAGAAUCGAGAAAUCGGAAGAAAAACUAACUAUGUGUUGCUAGACAUAAUAAAGUAUAAGGCAAGUGUCUGCAAAUGCCAUUUACGUGUGUCAUUAUGUAAACUUCAAAAAUUUAUAGCAAACUGGCCGAUUCGAAACGAGUGUUCUUAAGGUGCAUUUUUUGCAGAAACACGAUUUAAAUCGAAACGCAGGUCAAGUCAACAAUCUUUUACAUGUAUAUGAUCUGUGAUGAUAUUUAGUCAUUGCUGAUAAAAUCGCAUUAUAUGAAUGAACUCUCGCUCCUUGCAAUACGUAUAAGAAAUAUUAAUAUUCUCGAAUGUCAAGACUUCAACUUGUUCCCAAGAGCAAGCGUCAAUCACGAAAAUUGACCUGAUCUGCGUUUAACUGCCAUUGAAUGUGUAAGAAGAUUCAAUGUACGUAAAAUAGGAGUAGAAUAUUAGUGUCAGAGAUUCGUAAGCCUUUAAUGAUAGAAUCAGAACAAUCGAUCAAAGAUUACGGUCAAUCGUGUCCAAUCCAAUUGAAGAAACUUCAUUACUGACCGAUUUUUGAUCUCUCUGCAAUAUUAGAUAGAUUUUUUUACGAGACAUUUCUAAUUUUUUUUUUAUCUCCACUCAAGGCAAAUCGAUAACUGUAAAUUCUUCAUCAAACCGAAUUUACUGUUUUUAUGACUGAAAAAUAUUUUGAAAAAAAGUAUAUACAAGCCAGAAAUAUUGAUCUCUAAACUAGAAAAUGUUAUUAUGUGUAACAAUAAGCGAUAAUUUCAAUCCGCCAAACUUACUCACUUUACUGUGAAAAAUUAGCAGGUACUUUACAAAAAUCUCAAUAGCGCUGUCGUAUAAAACAUUUGCUCCCCAGAAUUUAUUCGUUGAUGUUUCAAAGUCUUACGUGCCAAUUAGUCAAUUUUAGCUUGUGUUAUUACAAAUUUCUUUUAUUGUACUUUUGUUGUACCGUAUGUUACUUUACUGAUCUAAACUGUACAUAAUAUUACCAAUAAGAUAGUAUAGUUUCUCUUCUUUUUCUUUUUCCUAAAAAUAGUGAAUAUUUUUGGGAGCCACUAAAACAAAAAGAAGACAAUUGUGUUCCAAGAGACUAUGGAGCGCGUGAGCCAGCGGUCUCGCAUCUAAUAGUUGCAAAUCGCGAUGAAAUCGAAAGUCUUUACCGUGAAUGUAUCUAUGUACGAUCGUAGCAAGUUAGUGUUAUUAUAAGUAUAAUGUAAGUAGAACAGAUGCACGACGAGAGGCGAUGUGUACAAUGGGAGCUGUCUUGUCUGUGUAGAAUUUUUACGACCGUAAAGGCCCAAUACGUGUAAUCCAUCCAGUAAGUAGCUAAAGUCAACAACAGUGGCUUCUCGUGGGCUAGAUAUUGAGAGAGAGAGAGAGAAAGAAAGAGAUGCAGAAAUUAAUUUGCAUAAAAUCCAAUAAAAGAGAUUAUUAAUUAUAAACGAUUACAAACAACUGUGAGUUGAAAAUGUCGCGAAAACUGUCUUCGAAACAUUUGACGAAGAAUUAUAGCGAAAGAAAAAAUUAUUUUUGCAUAACGCUGCGUCAAUCAUAUCAUUUGUCUCCUUUGCAAAACAAAACUCAGAAAAAGCUUACAUGCCACUUAUGUGCAAAUGCAUUAUUCAUUCGAAUUAGAUGCGGUCACGUGUCGACCGAAAAAUAAGAACGGAAAAGAUUUAUGGAUGUUGACUUUUCAUCGUAACUCGUUUUUAUUCCGCUUUUGUGGAACGAAAAAAAGUUAUAGCAGAGAAUCGCAGUAAAAUUAUCUCAUGUAAAUUCCAGCUUGCUAAAAUCGGAACAAAACCGCUCGCUUACUUGCAGUUAGUUGAUCUUCUAAUAUCUUCUUUUUCCGUUCCGUUUUCUCUGAUUGCGCGCAACCGUGCUUAUCGCGAAAUAUAACAAAUUAACAAGUGAUAAUUUCGCUGCAACUGUAUAAUGGGCAAAUGCAAUAUUAGAAAUUAUAAGAUAUAGAAUCGAAGUAAUAACUUUUUUUUCUAUUACGAGAGAAUCCUCUUUGUUUUCAAAGUGUGUUCAAUGAAAUUUGUGAUUCCUUCAGGAAUCUCCUGAUAUCUAGUCUCGGGGCUCGAUUUACCCGAAAAUCAAUGUUUUCCAUUUGUAGAGCUAGUCAAUUAUAUCUCAAUGUACAAAAAACUUAAAUAUUACAAAAUAUUACGUAUCCUCACUUUAUUGUAUUUUUACCCUCGUAUAUAGAUAUUUUAUCUCUCCGCGCUGAUAUAAUUUUAUUUUCCAUUAUUAUCGAGUCGUCCGUGUUGUGUGUCAUCCGAUUCUAUUCCCCGUAAUACACGUUUAUUCCGAUGGCCAUUUGAACGUGUGUAUAUAUUCUUUUCUAUAUUCAUUCAUACACAUGUAGCAACCGAUUUAAUGUAAUACGUCGAGUCUUCAGAGAAGACAGAGAGAAAACGAACAUUUUACAUCACGACAUAUAAGAAUCAAAAAAGUGAAAAUAGAAAAACAAUUGAAGUCAACGUACUCUUUCUAUAAGCUUAAACGCAUACGUAUGCGCCGCGAUAGAAGACUAUCGAAGAAAUAAGAAAGAAGAUACCCCUUCUAUAGAUAGAAUUCCAUAUCACAGAGCGUAUUUUUUCAGAAACCGAACUUUUUUGAGAGUAGAGAGAUAUAUGUUUCUUGUUCUCUGAAACAUUUCCAUGUGUGUGGUAAUAUCGGGACAAUAUUAUCGCAAAUAUAUCAUGUAGUACGAAGCACCGAAAAUAUAAAUAAAUGGAGAACGGAAAAAAUAGAAUUAGAUUUAAAAAACACUUUGCACAAUGUUAGAGAGAGAAAGAGGAAGAAAAAGAAAGAGAGAGAAGGAGCGUGUGUACGUGUGUGUGAUUUUUACGCGAUCUAAUAUAAACUCAACAAAACAUCAUAGAAAUAUCGCAGAGUACGAUCAAAAUGUUUCUUUUCUUGAUGAUACUGUAAAACGCCGGUAAUUCGUAAAAUAAAAUAAAAACUAAAAAAAAUCACUAUAGCGAUAUUUUCUUAAGACAAAUUUAUAAAUUAACGCGAACUCGAAACUUUUAUCAAAGUUGAAUAAAUUUCGUGCUAUUUUUGGUGCUUAGUACAUGUGUAAUAUUACGAAAUUAUUGUAGUUAAUUGACUAUGCAACAUUACACAGACUUAUUGUGUCUUCUAUGAUCGAUUACAUUACACGUAUAAUGUAUGUGUGUGAACAUACGAUCGCGCGUAUAUAGAAUAAAAUAUGUUGCGAUAUCGUUCGUCAUCCCUUCUAAUCUGAAUGUAACUGAAUGCAAAGAGAUAUGCGCCUAUAGCGAUAUUCACACGUCUCUUGGUUCUUGUACAACUUUAUCAGUAAGUGUAAUAACUUCUCAGCGAUGUGAUUACUUCAACCGUGUGCAAUGUAAUUAAUGUAACAGUUAUUAAUGGAACAGUAUUAUUAUGA
Messenger RNA from Pseudomyrmex gracilis, 7188 nucleotides. RefSeq names its product tip elongation aberrant protein 1-like. Gene Ontology annotation, molecular function: protein binding. Gene Ontology annotation, cellular component: Golgi apparatus. The record is from RefSeq and is a predicted model, not a curated record. The transcript is spliced from 8 exons. Lineage: Eukaryota; Metazoa; Arthropoda; Insecta; Hymenoptera; Formicidae. Bases 1222 to 3411 code for a protein of 729 amino acids.